Molecule: messenger RNA, 1811 nt
Organism: Aspergillus caelatus
Lineage: Eukaryota; Fungi; Ascomycota; Eurotiomycetes; Eurotiales; Aspergillaceae
Product: GTPase-activating protein GCS1
Exons: 4
Coding region: 336-1502 (388 amino acids)
Biological process (GO): regulation of ARF protein signal transduction; regulation of endocytosis
Cellular component (GO): Golgi membrane
Molecular function (GO): GTPase activator activity
Source: RefSeq, a predicted model, not a curated record
GCCACAACCACCUCAUCACCACCUUGACACUUGAACUUGCGGCACCUUGGGGCUUUUCUCCGUGCUUUAAUCAUAUUUUACAGAGAGGGAGCGACAAAGACAGGGCUAUCGAACCGACUGUGAUCUCGCAUACUUCUCUGUACUUCGGUGCGGAGAUAGAAAGACCGGCAUACUAACGGCAGAGAGGGGCGCUCCAGCCGAUUCCACCUCCACACUGUCUAACCCUCGCGCCACCAGAGCAACCCCUUAGGCACGGAGGGUUGAGAUCAAUUAUCUUUUCUCAUUAUAUCUCUUAUUUUCCUACUUGACUCAAUCAGCAUAUCUCAUUAUUCAUCAUGUCGAAAAUGUGGGAGGUAGAUCCGGAGACGAAGGCGAAGCUCCUCCAAAUCUCCAAAACCAACGGAAACGAUAAAUGCUGCGACUGCGGCGCGCCAUCGCCACAAUGGGCCUCCCCUAAAUUCGGAAUAUUCAUCUGUCUCAAUUGCGCGGGCACCCACCGCGGCCUAGGUGUCCACAUCUCUUUCGUCCGAUCCAUCACCAUGGACGCCUUCAAGAUCGCCGAGAUCCAACGUAUGGAGCUUGGGGGUAACGAACCAUGGAAGACAUUCUUCGAUGAUCACAUCGUCACUCAGUCCGAAGGCCGUACAUUCGAAGACUCAACCAUCAAAGAGCGCUACGAGGGUGACGUAGGCGAGGAAUGGAAAGAGAGACUCUCCGCCAAAGUCGAGGGGCGAGAAUACGUCCCGGGACAGAAACCACCCCAACCGAAGAAGAAACCGGUCGUGGAACCCGCCUCUUCGCGGUCAAGCACACCGCUGGGUCGGGCCUCUCCUGCGUCGCAUGAUGGGUUUGGAGGUAUGGACGGUGGACGGAAAGAGCGUAACGAGGCAUAUUUUGCGAAACUGGGCUCGGAGAAUGCCACGCGACCGGACUCUGUUCCACCAUCGCAGGGUGGAAAGUUCACUGGAUUUGGUGGUGGUCUGCCAGCUUCAUCGGGAUCGUCGAGAAAUACCCCCGGAGGAAAUAUUCCCGGUUUCGACGAUUUCCAGAAAGAUCCUAUGGCCGCCUUGACCAAAGGGUUCGGCUGGUUUACGUCUACUGUUGGAAAGGGUGCGAAGACUGUGAACGACUCAUAUAUUCAGCCUACCGCUAAGUCGAUAGCGGAAUCCGACUUCGCAGCCCAAGCCCGCCAACAUGCCACCCAGCUUGGUCAAACCGUCCAAGUCGGCGCCCGCGGCGCGGCUGGUCAAUUCCAACGAUUCGUAGAAGGCCCAGACGAGAACAACGCCGGCCGUCGUCGCGCCGAACCCGAACGCAAAGAUUUCUGGGACGACUUUUCCAGCCUCGCGCAAGAGGACAACCACCGCAGAAAUGCCUCCCGGUCCAGCGCCAUCGGAACUGCAGCCAUGAAACCUGGCCCUACCUCCAGUACCGGCGCCGCGACAGGCAAUGCAUCGUCAACGACCGCGAAGGAAAAGGAUGAGUGGGACAAUGAUUGGUGAUUUUAUUUUGGAGUUGUAGAAUACAUAACUGAAGCGUAGUGCAUUUAGUGUUUUGUUGCCUUUCUUCUUCGGUUGCCGGGAAAUGGUUAUAUAUAUCUUUUUCUGUUAGAUCGCUCAGGCCCCGUGCUCUUUGUGCGUGUUAUAGACGUGACGACAAUGUUCGCUUGCCGUUCAUUUGGGUAUCGUUGUAGGUGAGCUGGUUUAUAUUCUUGUUUGACGGGGUCUGGUUAUUACUACUGUGGCCGCAUUUUAGAUCGUGCCUAGAUUGUAUAGAUGCUAGCAAGGUGUCUUGUUCAGCAGGCUGGAUCC